Messenger RNA from Plasmodium adleri (nom. inval.), 10419 nucleotides. Its product is annotated as conserved Plasmodium protein, unknown function. The record is from RefSeq and is a predicted model, not a curated record. Gene Ontology annotation, molecular function: protein kinase regulator activity. NCBI's taxonomy places the organism in Eukaryota, Apicomplexa, Aconoidasida, Haemosporida, Plasmodiidae. Gene Ontology annotation, biological process: regulation of translation; cellular response to amino acid starvation. Bases 1 to 10419 code for a protein of 3472 amino acids. Gene Ontology annotation, cellular component: cytosol. The transcript has 2 exons.
AUGGAGGACCAAUUUAAUAAUAUGAAUGAAUUUUUCCAGUUCUUAUAUUCAGAUAAGAAGAAAGUAAAAAGUAGUGAUAUAGAGAAUAUUAAGAAAUAUAUGAAAGAUAUAAUAUUAAAUGAGGAAGAAAAAGAAGAUGAAUUUUAUGAAUGUGUUAAUAUGUUAUUUUUUACAAAUAAUAGGAGAUAUAUAAAAAGUCAUAUAAGUAUGUGUUUGUAUUAUUUGAGUAUGUUAGUAAAUAAUAUAAAUAAGGAAGAUAGAAAUGAUGAUAUAUUAAAAACCAAGAUAUACACAUAUAUAUUAAAAAGAAUAGGAGAUGGAAAGAGUAUGAGUUAUUAUGAUAGAUCUAUAUUAUGUAAACGUUUUUUUACAUAUUGUUCUUAUUAUAAUAAUAUUAUUGAAGAAUUAAAAGGAAAUAAAGAUUUUUAUUUAUUAUUUAGUAAUUGCAUACAAUUUUUAAAUAGUUUAUUUUAUACUGAUGAAAAAAUAAUAAAAUUAAAUAAAAAAUUCAAAAGAAUGAAAAAGGAUAUAAUAGAUAAGUUGGUUAAUAAUAUAAUAAAACAAAAUGUAUGUCAUUUGGAUGUAGAUAUAUCAAAUAAAAAAUUAUUAUUUAAUAAUAAUAGUAAUAAUAAUAAUAAUAAUAAUAAUAAUGUUGAUAGUUAUAAUACAAAUGAUACAUCUAACGAAUAUAUUGAAAAUUUAAAAUAUUUUGUAUCCAUUUUUAUCAAUCAAACAUAUUGUUCAUAUUUAAUUGUCGAAUGUGUAAGUUUAUUUUUAUAUACAUAUGGUCAUUUGUUAAAUGAUGAAAAUUAUAAAAUGAUAUGUAUUGAAAAUUUUGAGAAUUUAUUUUUUCAAAAUUUAUUAAAUACUAAUAAAAAUAUUUCGAUUAAAUUUAUAAAAUGUUUUAAAUAUAUUUUUGAGCAUACAAGGAAUGAAAAUAUUUUUGAUUUAAUAUUAAAACAAUAUAAUAGAUAUGAUGAAAUAGCUUUAAUAAAUUCUUUUUCAUUUUAUUAUUACAACAAGGAUUUAUUUAAUAAAACACAUUUUUAUAAAUUAUUAGAUAUAGUUAUAAAUAUAAAAAAAAAAGAAAAAGAAAAGAAUAUUGACGACAGUAUUAAUAAUAUGAUAUAUUUUAUUUGCUUAUAUAAACUUCAUCUACAUAAUGAACAUACAGGUGCAUUAAAAUAUUUAUUUGAAGAAAAUAAAAAAAUGAAUAUAAUAAAAUUUAAUGAGAAGAUCAUAUUUUUAAAAACUAUUAAAUUUUUAUUAUCAAAUGAAAAAGUUGAAGAUAUUAAAAAUAUUAUAUUAUCUUAUAAGGAUAUGAUAAUUAAUUUUUUAAAAAAUGAUUUAAAUGAAAAUAUAAAAUUAGAAGCUUUAAAUAUGAUACAAGAAUUAUGUUAUAUAUUAAAAAAUGACAAAGAUAUAUAUAAUACUUUUUCUAACAUAAUAUUUGAAAUAUUAGAUAAAUAUGGAAAGAAUAAUGAUAAAUUUUUAUAUUUUAUAUUAUUAUUUUAUAUACACAAUGUUAAUAUAAUUGAAGGCAAUGAGAAAUUUCUGACUUUAAUAAAAAAUGUUUUUAAUUUAUGUGUAACCAAGCAAGUAUUAAAAUAUUUAUAUGGUAUGAAUAUGUUAUUAUUUUUAUUAUUAAAAGAUAGAAGUAUGAAUGACAAAAGUUUAAAGAACAUAGACACAUACAUGAAUGAUAUUAUGGAUAGAACUAUAUAUAAUAAUAAUUGUGGUGAUGGUGGUGAGCUUUUUUAUAUUUAUAAUAUGAAAGAAAUAAAGAAAAUACCAUUGAAUAAAUUUUUUUAUUAUGUAUAUUCUCUUGUAUUAUUAUCAUUUUUUAAGAGUAAGGAAAUGACCAAAAUAUUGUCAGAUUAUAUAAAUAAUAUGAAUAAGGAUAUAUUGUCAUUUAUAUGUUUUGAUAAAAUGGUGGAUGCAAAUAUGUAUGAUAAUAUAUUAGAUGGGAGUUCAAAAAAUGUGAUAAAUAAAAAAAUGAGUGUAUCAACGACUACAUCGAAGAGUGUAAAUACAAAAGAGAAACCAAAACAAACAAUUAACAAUAAUAUUAAUAAUAUGAAUAAUAUGAAUAAAUUGAAUAACAUUGUAUUUAUUCUUUUACUAUCAUUGUUGCAUUAUAUGGAAGAGACAAAUAAAAAAUUUGAAUUAAAAAAGAAAAAGAAAAAAACUCUAGGAACCUAUUUUAUGAGUCUAAAAAUGAAUGAUAUAUUAAUAAACAAAACAGAGGAUGAUCAGAAUAAUAUUAAUAAUAUAUACCAAUUUAAUUAUAAUAAAGAAUAUGAAUAUUAUGUAGAGAAUUUUGAAGAGUUAUUACAUAAUUUAUUAUUAGAAAAAAAUAUAUAUCAAUUAUUGUUAUAUACGUUUUAUAAAUAUUUAUAUCUUUAUUGGAUAGAGGAGACCUUUAAUUAUAAAAAUGCUUAUGUUUUAAAAAGAUUUUUGUUAUAUUUAUUUGAAUAUUUAUUAAAAAUAUCUAUGACAGUAUGUGAAAAACAGAAUUGUUAUACUUUAAUAUUGUUAUGUUUUUGUCAUCCCCUUUUAUUUUAUAAAAAUAUAAAUAAUUAUAAAAGUCAAAAGAAAUUUAAAAAUAAGUUAUUACGUAAUUUGAUAAUACCAAAUAUACAUCUCGAUAAUGUAAUACAAUAUUUAUUAAAUGGAAUAAAUUAUUAUUCAAAUGAUUUACAUAAAUUAUUAUGUUAUAAUAUUAUAGAUAUGUUGUAUUUAUUGAAAGAUCCAAAGGAAGAUGAUAAUCAUCUUAAUGGUGAUGAUAAUUAUAUGGAUAAGGAAGAAAUAAUUUGUAGAGUAAAUGAGGAGAAAAAGAAAUUACAAGAAAUGAUAAAUAAAUUUAUAGAUAUGUUAGAUGAUAAAGGUGUGCAAUCUAUUAAAGAUGAAGAAAUCGAAAUAUGUAAGGUUCCUUGGAAUGUAUUAUAUGUAGAUAGAAAUAUAUAUCAACCAACAGUCAUUGUAGAAAGUAAAAAUAUAAAAAGAGAUAAAUAUUUAGUGUCAACGUAUGGUGAAGAAACAGCUGAUUUAAUUAUGGAAGAAGAAUUAAAUAAAAAAAAAAAGGCAAAUACAAAUAAAAGUUUAAGUGCGAAUAAAAAUGUUGGAAAUAAUAGUGUUCUAUUAAAUAAAUCAUUAAAGGAUAAUAAAAGUAAUAAAAACAAAGCAUUAACAAAAGAUGAAUUACAAAUUGAAGAAAUUAAAAAUCAAAAUGAAAUUAGAAAAAAUGUUUUUGAAAUAAUUGAAAAAAAUAAAUAUAUUUUAAAUUGUUUACAAAAGUUGAGUUAUAUAGAUAAUAUUUAUGAUACUAAAUAUAUGAAUAUAUUUAUAAAAAAAAUUAUGAUAUUAUUAAAAAAUGAUUUAACCACACGAUAUACACAAACAUUUUUAAAUAUUAUAAUUGAUAAUUUAAUAAGUACUAAUAUGUUAAAAUGUAAAAAGAAUAUUACUAGAUGUUUAUAUAAAAUAAGUAAAUAUAAUAAAGCUGAUGAAUCAGCAUUAUUAAUAUUUAGUUCUUUUAAUUUGAAUGAAAGAAUAUCUUAUAUGUUAACAUUAUUUCUUUUCCCUAUUAUAUUUCAUAGUAUAAAUAUGAUAAAUGAUAAACAAAUAAUUUUGAAUAUUCUAAAAACAUUAGAUAUUUUAUUAUCAACCAAAACAGAAAUUAAUGAUGUCGAUGCAUUAAAAUGUUUACAAAUUAGUUAUUCAAAAUUUGAAGAUUUAGAUGUAGAACUAGAAUCAUUUUUGAAUAAUUUUAAUUCAUAUUUAUUGAAUAAUAAAAAUAUUAUAACAUUACUAGAAUUUUGUAUUACUCAAAAUAGUGUUAGGCGUAUGAUAAUAUUAAAAUCAUUAUAUAAUUAUAUGACUGAUAAUUUAGACACUGAUAAUACAAAUAAGAAUUAUAGAAAUUCUUUGUGUGUUAAAGGACUAGAUGUUUUUAGAAAUGAUGAACGUAUAUGUAUGUAUUUACAUAUAUAUAAAAAUGAUAAUGAACCUGAUACACAAAAUUAUUGUAAUGUUAUGAUAUCUAAAUUGGGAUUGGAAAAUAAACCUAUUGAACAAUAUAAAUUGAUAGAUAUGUUACAAAAAGAAUGUUUAGAUUUACAGAAUAUGAUAUGUGAAACGUUAGUUGAAUCAACAGAUCAAAAUAAAAUUAAAGAUCUGUUUUUACAAUUAACUUCUAAAUAUAUUACUUUUAAAGAAUAUGGUAAAAUAGGUGUUUUAAAAACUAUCGAAAAUUUAGCAAAACAUUAUUAUAUUAUUAGUAUAGAAGAUGUAGAGUUUAUUUUAAAUUUUUUAUUAGGUUUAUGUUUAGAAGAUAAAAAUGAUAUUAGUAAAAUUAAGGAGUAUGUUAUUAUGUGUGGUACAUCCUUGAUUAAUUCUUAUAAUGAAUAUUUAGUAAAAUAUAAGAAUAAAAAUAAAAAUAAUGAUAAUAAUCAAAAUGUGAUAUAUAAGAAAAAAAAAAAUAUGAAUGAACAUUAUUUUGAUAGUGAUGAUGAUUCAUGUUAUGAGCGUAGUUCUGAAUCUGAUGGUGUAUGUAAUAAAGGUCAAAAAAAAAAAAAUAAUAAUAUAAAUAAGAAAAAAGUAGGAAAAAAACAAAUUAAUAAAGAAUUAGAAGAAUCAUUUAAACGUAUAUAUAAUGUAUUAAAUAAAUAUCAAGAUAAUAAAAAAAGUAAGAAUAAAAAUGUGCUUGAUUUGAUUGUUGUUAUAUUUUAUGGAUGUUUAGGUUCCAAUUUAAAAAAAGAAUCCUUAGAAUUAUUAAAUAAGUUAAUUGAACAGAUGUUGCAUAGGGAUACAGAUAAUUUUACACAAAUAGAAAUUAGUAGUAUAAUUCCAAAAUUUAUAGAAAAUUUAAAAAAUGGAACUGAUACAUAUAGUGAUGAAAUAACAAAUGGUGAUGAAAUAAUAAAUGGUGAUGAAACAAUAAAUGGUGAUGAAACAAUAAACCAUGUAAAGAGUGGUAAUAAUAAUACAUCACAAAUGAUAAAACAAUUAAAUAAAUUAAAAGGUAAUAAUAAAAAUAAUGUAGAGAAGACAAAUGGAAAUAUCAAUAUCAUGCCCUCUCCAAGUAGUAAUAAAAAAAUGAAUGAAAAAGGUAUGAAUAAAAAAGGGAGCUUAACUAAUAGAAAUAAUAACAAGAAUAAACCCAAUUCAGAUAAUUGUCUUAUAUAUUUAGAUGAAUAUGAUGUAGAUAUAUUUUUAGAGAAAAUAUUUAAUUUGAUAUUUAGUUCAAAUAAAGAAUUAAGAAUAAGAAAAGGUUGUUGUUUAUUAUUAGGAAGUGUAAUAAAAGCUCAUGGUAUGGAUUUUUUUCGAAGAUAUAAGAUCUUAGAAAAGAUUAAUGAGAAUAUUCAUUCAGAAGAUAUUAAUAAAAGACAAAGUUUUUAUUUAUCUUAUGGUUGUUUUUUUAAAGUAUUAAAAUAUAAAUUUGAACCUUAUAUUAUGAAAAAUUUUAAUCUUUUAUUAGAAUGUUAUAAUGAUAGUGUAAAUAAUAUAAAAGUAUUAGGAAUUAAUGUUAUUGAAGAUAUAUUAAAUGAUAUUGGUCAAUAUGGUAUGAAGAAAAUGUUACCAAUGAUUAUAUUAAAUUUAAAAACAUCUAGUAUAAAAAGUAAAAAUAUAAUAUCAUAUUUAGAUACAUUAUAUUUAAUUAUAUGUAAAUAUGAUAUAUUAAAGUUUGUAGAUAAUAUGACAUUAGUAAAUCUAGUAAAUUUAUUAUGUGAUUUAGUAUCAGAAACAAAUAUUAAAGUUAAAGAAAUAUGUAUUAAAAUAUUUAAUAAAUUAGAAAAAUAUAUAACAAAUGAAGAAUUAAAAAAUAUUAGUAGACAAAUAUUAUUAUGUAUAUAUUCACCUAAUGAUAAUCAUUUAAAUGAUUUUUUAGAUAUAUUUUUAUCUAUACAUUUUAAAUAUAAAAUUGAUAACAUUGGUUUAUGUUUAUUAUUCCCUAUAUUUAAAAAAGGAAUAAAUAAUAUUAGAUUAGAAAUGAAAAAAAAAUCAUUACAAAUAUUUUAUUUCUUAAUAUAUUUAGUACAUGAUCAUUCAUUAUUUAUUAUAUAUUUUAAUAGUCUAUUUUCGACUCUUAUAUUAUUAUUAAAUGACGCCAUACCAGAAAUUAGAUACUUGACUGCAAGAUCCAUUGGUAAUAUUAGUCAAUUUUUAGAUAUGAAUCAAAAAUUAUUUUAUAUUCAACAUAUUUUUCAUAUAUUAAUAAGUACUUCAUCAUCUGUUGAAAAGAGUGGAGUGGCUUUAUGCUUGUCAUCUAUAUUAUCCAAGUCGCCUGAAAAGGUGGCUGAUAAUUUUAUAUCAAAAAUAAUACACAUGAUAGAUGUAAAGAAAUAUAUGCAGAUUAAAUCAAAACGUGGAAAUAUGUUCGCUGGUAAGGAUAAAGUUGAUGUUAGUAGGAAAAAGGAGAUGGGGGGAAAGAAAAAUAAGUUGAAAAGGAAGAAAUAUAAUAAGGGGCAUGCAAAAAAUGAUGAUAUUGACAAGGAAGUUUAUGAUGAUAAAGAUGGUGAUGACAAAGAAGAUUAUUAUGAUGAUGAUGUGGAUGAAGGAGAUUAUGAUGAUGUGGACGAUGAUGAUGAUGAUGAUGAAGUGGAUGAAGAAGAUUAUGAUGAUGAUGUGGAUGAAGAAGAUGAUUAUGAUGAUGAUGAUGAUGAUGAGGAAGAGGAGGAGGAUGAUUAUGAAAAUAAUUAUAACGAUGAUACAUUGGAAAUACACGAUCCAGAUGAUUACGAUUUUGAAGGGGAUGAUGAUGAUGAUGAUGAUGGUGAUGAUUAUGAUAAAAGAGUAGAAGAUGAAGAAGAUGACUACGAGGACGAAGACGAAAUGAAUGAUAAUGAAGAUGAUGAAGAAGAUCUUUUUGAAAUGUAUUCUGAUGAAGAAAGUGAUAGUGAUUAUUAUGAGAUUAUAAAUAAUAAAGAUAAUGAUAAAAAGUUAUAUUAUUUAAAUGGACAUUAUUUAAUGGAUAAGAAUGAAAAGAAUGAAUACAUUAUAAAAGUUGAUGAGAAUUUAUGUAAUUGGAAAUUAAUUUAUGAUAAAAAUAUGAUAAGUAGUGCAAGUAGUAAAGAAGGUUUAAUAGGUUUUUUUAUUUAUAUGCCUGAAUGUGAAGAAACAUAUACAGAAAAGUUUUUAAAAAAAAUUCUUCAGAAAUUAAUAUUAUGUUUAAAUGAUACAAAUGAAAAUGUAAGAGAUAUAACAUUAAGAGCAUGUAAAAUAUUAAUAAGUAUAUAUUCAAAAAAUAAUACUUCUUUAAUAUUAAAAUAUAUUGAAAAUAAGAUUUAUAAUAACUAUUGGAGAAUUAGAAAAGAUUGUGUUAUUUUAUUAAAUGUUUUAAUAGAAAAGAAUUUACAAAUAAAUAAAGAAGAACGUGAUUUUGAAUUAUUAAAUACUUUACAUGAAAGAUUUUAUUUUAUGUUAUCUAUAAUAUGUAUAAUGAAGAAUGAUAAAAAUGUUAAUGUAAGACAAACAGCAUAUACUAUAUAUAAAAAUUUUGUAAAUAAAAAAUUAUUGCAAGAUAUGUGUUCUAUUUUAUUAAAAAAAAUAACCCAAAAUUUAUCUUCAAAAAAUAAUUUUAAACAAGUAAUUAGUGCAUUGUCAUUAGGUGAUUUAGUUUAUAAAACAGAUGCUCGUCAAUUAGAAUCGAUAUUAGAACAUAUGGUAAAUGAAUUUAAAACAACAAAAUUUAUAUCAAUUAAGAAAGGUAUAUCAUUAGGAUUUUAUGAAAUAUUUUCAAAGAAUAAAUAUGAUAAUUUAAUUAUAAAUCAUAUACAUAAUAUUAUACAUAUGAUAAAAGAAUUAGCAUGUCAUCAAAAUACAUCUGAUAAAAUUAAAUUAUUAUCAUCAUUAUUAAAAAAUAUUGAUUCAUCAGUUUUGAAAAAUAUUAUAAAUGAAAUAUUUGAUAAUGUCCUUGAAACACCAACUACAAGUAUGAAAUUUUUUACAUCUAAACAUCAUAUUAAUUUUAAAAGUAUUAAAAUAUUUUUACAUGUACAUACUGAAUUAGUUUUAGAGUUUAUUAUACAUCAUGUUUUUAAACCUCCUUAUGAUGCAUGCAAACUAAAAUUAUUGUCUUAUAUUUCGUAUGCUAAAACGGGUGUAAGUAAAAGUAUAUUUCCAAAAAUUCUUAGGAUAUUUAUUAAUUUAAUUUUACAUAAUAUAAAUAGAUUAAAAGAAACACAUGAAAUUGAUAUUAAAAAUUAUUCUUUCAUUCUGUCUUCUUUUAAGGAAGAGAAUAAAGAUCAAUAUAAAGAUGGACACGAAAAGGGAAAUAUUAACUACAAAAUGAAUGAUAAUGUAAAUAAAAAUAUAAAUGAUAAUACAAUAACAUAUAAUGAGAAAGAAAACAGUAAAAACCAUAAAAUAAAAACAAACAGUUCAUUUUAUAAUAAUAUAGAGUAUUCUAAUGAAACACAAAAUAUAAAUGAACCAUUCUAUGAAAUAGAUAUGGAUAUGAAAGAUAUAACUAAGUGUUUAAAAGAUUUUUUAAGAAAUAUAAAUGAGAGAAAUGUAGAUAUAUUUAUUGAGUCCUUAUUAUCAGAACUGAAAUUAUAUUCUAGUAAAUGUGAUUUAUCAUAUAAUAGUUUAUGCAGAACAUAUGAGUCUUUAAAAUUAGAAGAAGAUAAAAAAGCACAAGAAUCUGCAGAUUUAUUAAAAAGAUAUUUUAUUAUUCAUGAUAAGAAUAACUUAAAUGAGUUAUCAUAUUUAGAAUAUAAAGAACAGAAUGGAAAGAUACGAGAGAUCAUUUUAUCUAUUUUUAAAUACUUUUUAGAUAUAAUAAAUAAUGAAGAUAUAUCUUUAUUAUUAUCAAAUGAAAAUUUGAUGAGUUCACAAGAUAAUAUUAAUAAUAUAGAUAAUAUAAAUAAUAUUAAUAAGCAAAAAAAUAUAAUAAAAAAUAUAAAUAAAAAAAAUAUCAAUGUAUAUAAAAAAAUGUAUUUAUUAAAUAUAGAAAGAAUAGAAAUGUAUAUAAAUGUUUUAUCAAAUUAUGCAUUUGUAGAUAUUAAUAAAGAUGUACUUGAUAUAUCAUCUAUAAUAUAUAUAUAUUUAAUAGAAUUAAUUAAAAAAUUACAAGAUAAUUAUAGAUAUACUAAUAUAUUUUAUGAUGUUAUAAAUAAAUAUUGUACUGAUAAUAAUUUAAAUGAAAUAGCUCAUGAUAAAUAUGAAAUUGUAGGAUUAAAUUUAUGUAAACCAUUAUUUUCAUCUUUAAUGAAUAUGUUUACUAAUGUAAUAUUAUUAUCUAAUAAUACAGAUAUUAAAACAAAGGCAAUAGAUAUUAUAAGAAAAUUAUUUAUAUAUACAAAUAUUAAUAUAUCAAGACCAUUCAUGUUAAAGAUAUCAGGUAUUCUUAUACGUAUCUUAACAAAUAAAUUUAUUGAACAAGCCAAAUUUUAUAUAUUUUCAACUUUUGAAGUAUUAAUUAAAAAAGGAAGUGAUUAUGUAAAACCAUUAAUACCCCAAUUACAAACAUGUAUUAUAAAAUCAUUAAAUAAUGAAAAUUUAAAAAAUCAAAUUAUUUAUAUUUUAAAUAUUAUAUCUGAGAAAAAAUUAUCUAGAGUUGAUUUACUAAUAAAUGAUUUAUUAAAUAAUAUUAAUGUACAAAUAAAUUUACAAAUAUCUAUUACUAUAUUAAUGAUAUUAUCAAAUAUUUUAAAUAAUGCCGAUAUUAAUAUAAAGAACAUAUUAAUUAAAAUUAUAAAUUGUGUAAAACCAUUAUUUAAUCAUACUAAUAAAGAUAUAUCCUUUUAUUCAACAAAAAUAUAUAUACUAUUAAUAUUUUUACAUAUACCAAAAAAGAAAGAAUAUCUUGAACCUAUUUUAUCUUUAAAAAGUAGUACUUUAGAUACUACUUCAUAUUACUUUGUUUUACAUAUUAGUGAGAUUAAUAACGUUUAUGAUAUUUUAAAGAAAGAAAAUUUUAUAGAUACAUUUAAAGAAAUAUAUUUACAUAUGAUAAAGGAGGAAGUGAAUAGUUUACAAACUAUAUGUUAUCAAAUUUUUUAUAAUUUAACAAAAUAUAAUUAUGAUAAUAAUGAUUGUUUAUUAUUUAUAUAUAAUAUUAUUAAUCUCUUGAAAUUACCUACAUUUAUAAUGAUAUCUAUUGAAAUACACAGAUAUUAUUUUAAGGCAAUAAAAAAUAUUUUUAAGAAAAAGAAUGAUAUAUACAAAGAAAAUGUGAAGAAUUUUAUGAUUAUAAUGGAUAAUAUAUUAUUAGCAUUGUUUAAUAAUAUACCCGCCUUUAAAUUAUUGGGAGAAAGCUGUACAAGGUGUAUUUUAGAAAUGAAUGAUGAAAAUCAGUACAAGUAUAAAUUAGAGUUUUUAAAAGAAAACAUGGAAAGUAAAAAGUUUAAUCAGUUAAUGGAAUAUAUAAAUCGUGUUCUGAUUAAGAAGAUUAAUGUUAUAUCAGAUUCUGAUUAA